Molecule: messenger RNA, 1818 nt
Organism: Panicum virgatum (switchgrass)
Lineage: Eukaryota; Viridiplantae; Streptophyta; Magnoliopsida; Poales; Poaceae
Product: protein trichome birefringence-like 12
Exons: 4
Coding region: 203-1456 (417 amino acids)
Cellular component (GO): Golgi apparatus
Molecular function (GO): O-acetyltransferase activity
Source: RefSeq, a predicted model, not a curated record
CCAAAAGGACCUUUUUUUAUUUAAAAUGAAAAUUCGAUAUCUCUUGCAUUAAUUUAUUGUGCAUUAAGAACAAAAACAUUAAUUAGUGUGCAUUAAUUCUCAUUAAUAUCCUACCAUAAGAACAGAAAUACAGAAUCCUUGGCAUCUCUUUCUUUUUUGAGUAGAUCAUACUACUGCAUUCUGUAGCAUUGACGGCAAGAGCAUGAGAAGGAAGAGGGCGGCGGCGCCCCUUUCUGCCACGGGGUCGUCGCCGGAGGCGAGCGCAAUGCGGCGCCUCCGCCUCCGCCUCCCUUUUCUCCUCCUCCUCCCCGUGACCGCCGCCAUCCUCAUCCUCCUCUCCCGGCGCGUGACCCCGCCGCAGCCGCCGCUCCCCUGCGGCGCCGCGCUCUCCGACGCCACCGCCGGCCGCUGGGUGCCCACCCCGCGCCCCGCGCCGCCGCCGCUCUACUCCGCGUCCUGCCCGUUCCACCGCAACUCCUACAACUGCCUCCGCAACGGCCGGCCGCCGCUCGCGGCGCUGUCCUGGGCGCCCACGCGCUGCGGCGGCGCCGUCGUCCCGAGGAUCGACGCCGCGGGCUUCCUCGCCGCGGCCAGGGGGCGCCGCGUGGGGCUCGUGGGGGACUCGCUAUCCGAGAACCUCGCCGUCGCGCUGCUGUGCGCGCUCCGCUCCGCCGACCCCGGCGCGCGCAAGUGGAAGCGGCGGGGCGCGUGGCGCGGCGGCUACUUCCCCAGGGAGGACGUCACCGUCGCGUUCCACCGCGCCGUGCUACUCGCCAAGUACACGUGGCAGCCCGUGGAGAAUCCUGAAGAAGUUCAGAAGGAUGGAAUAAAAGGAAUCUACAGAGUGGACGUCGACAUUCCUGCUGAUGAGUGGAUAAAUGUCACCAAUUUCUAUGACGUGCUAAUUAUCAACACUGGACACUGGUGGGGAACAUACAAAUUCCCCAAGGAGACACCCCUCGUUUUCUACAGAGGAGGAGAGCCGAUCGAGCCUCCGCUCAGCAUACCCGACGGCCUCAAGGUAGUGAUCAAGAGCAUGGCCUCUUACAUCGACAGGGAGAUGCCAAGCAAAACCCUGAAGCUGUGGCGCACGCAGUCGCCCAGGCACUUCCACGGAGGCGAGUGGGAUCGCAACGGCAGCUGCGUCACCGACAGGCUCCUCGAAGAAGACGAGCUGGAGUCCUGGUUCGAUCCGCGGUUCGGGGGAGUGAACAAGGACGCGAGGACGGUGAAUCUGGCGAUCCAGGAAGCCCUGGCCGGAUCGGAGUUCCGGCUGGUGAACCUGACGUACAUGAGCGAGUUCAGAGCCGACGCCCAUCCGGCGACCUGGCUGGGGAAGAAGGACGCGGUGGCCGUGUACGGGCAGGACUGCAUGCACUGGUGUGUGCCCGGCGUGCCGGACACCUGGGUCGACAUCUUGGCCGCACAAAUCUUGCAUUACUUCGGGAAAGGCUGAUCAACUUGCUGACAGUUUUCUAGAUGGAGGAAAGGAAGGAAGCUCUAUCUGUUUCAAUAUGAAAUAAUAAUGCUUCUCUCUCUAAAAAAAAUGCUUAAUCAAGCAGGCAGUAGGAGUAGCCAUCACACACCGAUCGUUUUUUUUUUUUGACUUCACACAACUAUAGUUAAAAGAAUCGAAACAAGUUGGGUUUUAGCCUUUUCAGGUCAAAAAGAAAGAAAUAAAGAGGAAAGGGAAAAGUUGCUAAAACUCGGCUUGCACAACACAGUACACAGGACUGCAUUUCAACUAAAAACUUCAAAUUUUGCUGCUAUUUCCAGUUUUCCACUAAUCUAAGUUGAAGGGAAAAUAGCAGCAACCUA